Molecule: messenger RNA, 2266 nt
Organism: Lycium ferocissimum
Lineage: Eukaryota; Viridiplantae; Streptophyta; Magnoliopsida; Solanales; Solanaceae
Product: probable inactive heme oxygenase 2, chloroplastic
Exons: 4
Coding region: 115-1149 (344 amino acids)
Biological process (GO): heme oxidation; phytochromobilin biosynthetic process
Molecular function (GO): heme oxygenase (decyclizing) activity
Source: RefSeq, a predicted model, not a curated record
CCCCGAUGCUUUGGUGUAAUCCUGAAGGCAUUGGUGUGUGCCUCAUUUAUUUGAACAGAAUAACAAUGGCAGCAACAAAGCUAAACCCUUGACAGACAAAAACACUUCACAAAAAUGGCAACACUGACAUGCUACUCCUCAUGUACUUCACCUCCAGUACCAAAACCCAUCUCAAAAUCUUCACUUCCUUUGCUCCUUAACAUCCCAAAUCCACAAAUUUAUACUAAACAUUCCUCUACCCUAUCAAUUUCCUCAAACCAAAAAUGGAUACACAGACCUCCCAUUAAUCUUCAAUGUUCAAACUUCAACACAGCUUCCUCCUUUACAUUUCAAGAAUCAGAAUUAGAAACCGAAAACGAAACUGAAACUGAAAAAGAUGAAGAAGGAGAUGACGGGGUUACAUCAAUUUCCAAGAUUCCAGUGAAGAGGAAAAGGAGGAGGUAUAGGAAGCAAUACCCAGGUGAGAAAAAGGGUAUUACUGAAGAGAUGAGAUUUGUUGCAAUGAAACUUCGUAAUUCUAAAGGCAAAAAAAUAUCAGAGAGUGAUGAUGAAAUGAAAGAUAGUGAUGGGUAUGAGUCAGAAGAGAAUGAUGAGGAUGAUAAUGGUGGUGGUGGGGAGACUUGGGAGCCAAGUAUGGAAGGGUUUAUUAAGUAUCUUGUUGAUAGUAAGCUUGUUUUUAGUACAAUUGAGCGAAUUGUUGAUGAGUCCAGUGAUGUUUCUUAUGCCUACUUCAGACGGACUGGAUUGGAGCGAGCAGAAUGUAUAUCCAAAGACCUAGAAUGGUUUACCCAACAGGGUCAUGAAAUUCCUGAACCGAGCAAUGCUGGAGUCAGUUAUGCCAAUUAUCUGGAGGAACUGGCAGAAAAGACUCCUCGUUUAUUUCUAUCCCAUUUCUACAACAUUUAUUUCUCGCACAUAGCAGGAGGUCAAGUCAUAGCCAAAAAGGCCUUUGAGAAACUCUUAGAGGAAAAAGAAUUGGAAUUCUACAAGUGGGAGGGGGAUGAACAAGAGUUGUUGCGAAGUGUGCGUGAAAGUUUUAACAUGCUGGCAAAGCAUUGGUCUAGAGAUGACAAGAAUAAGUGCCUGAGAGAAGUAACCAAGGCAUUCCGGUUUAUGGGUCAGAUUGUUCGGCUAAUUAUCAUCCUGUAAACCAUCCCAGUUCAAAGGUUUAACUUGGUUUCUAAAUGUUGAGGCCACUUCAAUCCUAAACUAACUGCUUUUCUAAUGCAAUGUUUAUUUCAUUCCAUAUAACAUGUCAUGUGAAUAUGUUCUAUCAGUAGGAGCUGAUUAGUAUGCCGAGAAAGUGAUUUAAAUAUUCAUUAUUUCUUCAUUUUGUUGCUCUAUGUUUUGGUUUGAUUAUCUUUUAAUGGUACUGGUACAUCCUGAUUGUCAUCUCUAGUGGAAUGAAUAUGUUAUUAAUGGAAAUCAUUGUUUCUCUUAUUAGUAUCGAUUUGGGUAUUAUUUUCUGCCAAUUUAGAAGGGGCAGUGAUAUCAGUGAGAGCUACAGCAUGUCCUUCAAGGGAAUGGGGCGUACUUUGAACUUAUAUGCAAUUCCCUCUCGCUGCUCCUAUUUUUAUGCACUCUAAUUUUUUUUAGCCUUUUAAUCCUUUUCCAUGUUUUCAUAGCUGCUGGAAAGCACGUGCUUUGGUUGGCUGAUCCUCUUCCUAAGCUACUAUAAUUCUAUUUCUCAACUUACUUUGUUCCUAAUGGACAUCUAUCUCCUUUCAUGGCAAAUGGGCAGCUGGCUCACAAGUUGCAUGGUCACGAAUAACUUUUGCAUUUUUGUGCAUCAAAUUGGAUAGAUUGACAACUGAGAGGAAAAUCGUUGAUCACGUUCAUCAAGCUGCAGACGGGUGUAUAUGGCCCCAUCUUUCCCUGGUCUUCUGGUUUUCAUUUGCAGAGUUCUCGGGAGCAUUCUAAACUUGGAGAUAUGUUACUUCUCUAGAAUCUCUUUAUUUUCCUUUAGAAGAGGUCCAUAUGGGAGUUGGGUGGAAUGAAUUUUAUGGUAUGUAUAUUGAAAAAGGUGUGCAGAAUCCAGCCAUGGAAGUAUUUCAAUGGGGAAACAGGAGAGAACCAAUAGUUAAUAUAUGUGCUUCAAGGAGGUGGAAAUCAAAAUCCAGGAUGUAACCAAUUUAGAGCCAUUUAUUUGGCAAAUGCAAUAUUUGGGAUUUGAUACGGAGGAAGAGUAAUUGUAAUUGUGUUUCCUUUUACACGGCUAAGUGUUCACAUAGUCUCUGCGAAUGCAAUAUUACAAGGUCUUGGAAUA